AUGGCGGCGCCGUCGUCGUCGUUCUCCGUCUUACACCUCCUCGCCGCCGCCAUCUGUCUCAUCCUUCUGCCUGAUUCUGCUCACGCCACCCCAGUAGAUUUCCAAUACUGCGUUGACGAAAUCUUGUAUAGAGUGAGUGUUUACGAAGUUGACAUCACUCCCGAUCCCGCGGUUCUCAACAAGCCAAUUACUUUCAACAUCUCAGCAUCCACUGUUGUGAAUAUCCAUGCCGGAGAAGUGGAGAUGGAGGUUUACGAUAUUGGAACGAUCCGUCUCUAUGCGGGAACUACAGAGCUCUGCAAGGGCGAUAUCCACUGUCCUAUUCUUCCUGGCUACUUCGAGUUAUCUGAAGUCCGAAAUAUGAUGCUCCCAUCAGGCACUUUCUACACAGUGAAGAUGACGUUGAGGGAAACUGGUAGAUUUGAUCUGACUUGCAUCAGCUUCAAACUCCCACUCGGUUUGUUCCCCUCCGUGCUCACUUACUACUGA
This is a messenger RNA of Linum trigynum, 489 nucleotides long. NCBI's taxonomy places the organism in Eukaryota, Viridiplantae, Streptophyta, Magnoliopsida, Malpighiales, Linaceae. The record is from the annotation of a GenBank genome assembly.